Ostrea edulis (European flat oyster) is the source of this 2019-nucleotide messenger RNA. Its product is annotated as receptor-interacting serine/threonine-protein kinase 1-like. The record is from RefSeq and is a predicted model, not a curated record. Gene Ontology annotation, molecular function: protein binding. Gene Ontology annotation, biological process: signal transduction. NCBI's taxonomy places the organism in Eukaryota, Metazoa, Mollusca, Bivalvia, Ostreida, Ostreidae. The transcript is spliced from 5 exons. The coding region runs from base 1328 to 1879 and encodes 183 amino acids.
AGAAUAAUCUAACUGUGUCUCGGGACAGGUCCUCACCACAGUUAGAAUACCUCCCAUAUACCCGUAAUGUAGCAGAAAAUUGCGGAAUCGCUCCAAAACGAUUUUAAACUUAUCAAAGAAUAAACGCGUACAUUUAAAGUUAAAUUUAUAUACAACUAACCUCAUUGGUAAUUUGUAAGUCCUUAACACUGUAAAAAAUCGUAUAAUAAUAUUGUAAACUCAACACUUUGAAAUGUCACUUUUCUUGAUUCGAACUGACUGCCAUUUUACCGGAAACUGCCAUCGGAACAUCCUGCUGCAUGCUGUUUUCCAAAAACGAACGCUUACCUAAUUUGCAAAUAAGAACGGCCCAAGUGGGUCGUUAAGAUAACUUUCCAAAUGCAUAUGAGUGAUGUGUUACAUAAUUUUACCGAAACAUGCACUGUGUGCAAUUUUCAUUUUGCUACAUUGCAGGUAUAUAGGACGCAUUCUAUCGUUAAAUCGGGUCCGUAGGACAUUAUCAUUUUAACGAUAGAACAUUCUAUCUACUGUCUAAUAAGCUGAGUGUCUGACACGGAAAAUGUUCAGUAAAAAUCAUUUUCAAAAUAGGUUGGUGAAAAUAAGCAUUGACUGACUUAUCACGUUAAUAGGCAUAUUCCAGCUUAAUUUCAUUACCAAACUUGUCAGUUCUGGGAGGGGUUCAUCCUUUCAAAAAUUCAUUUUUAACAAAAUAAACAUUGAACACUGUUUUCAAUUUUUAUUGAUUAACUCUUUCUAAAACUUUGAUUUAAUGAUUAUGUAAAAUUUUCUUCAACUUUAAUUAUAAGGAUUAAAUAUGGGCAGUGUAAUAUAGGUAAUAGCAGCAUCUGAUUUAAAUAAAAAUCAAAAGUGGUAUAACUUGGUUACUCUAAUAGUUCAUGUACAGUGUACUUGUAAGUAUUACUUACAUUGGGUUAGUAUAAGCUAGCAAACAAGUCAUUUACAUUCAUAAAGGUGUGUGAUAUUAUAAGUGAAUGGGACCUGAACAUGAUCAUCUGAUGGCAGUUCAUUUGAUAAGGGCCAGAACUUCUUUUCUCCUAGUUUCUUUGAAACGGGUUUUAGGGUGUGUUUUUUUUUCACAUUAAGAAGUAGAUGAACCAUAAUUAAUAUGAUGAUUUAUUGUAUAUGCUUUUGCAGUGUAUAGUGUACCACCUGUGAAUUUAACACUGAUGAAAUAUUGAGUACAAAGAAUAUAUUGGAUCUGUUUUAGAAUUACAAGGUGAUAACCUUGUGUAUAGUCAGACACAGCAUUCAAAUUGAACAAUAAAAUAAGACAGCUCUAUUUUUAGUUGACAGGUAGACCAUAAUCAUGGAAGAUGACUUGACUUGUGAGUCAGAGAUUGAAACAGAUGCAAGACCGGGUUCCGCAGAUUCUCCUAAAAAAUCCAGAAGUAGUGAUCAAACUAGAGUCAUCCAAUAUGAACACAGGGGUGGAGGACGAACUACAAUACAUUUACCCACAGACUCUAAAGAGAAACUGCCAAAUAUACAAAUUGGAGACCAGAAUUUUAUGGUGGUAGGGGAUCCUUCAGGCAGUUCAAGUUCACAGGGGAAGAAGAAAGUCAAGAAAAAGGAUAGAAAGAAAAUUGAAGUACCUGACCGAGCACUUACUGAUGAAGAAUGUGACCUAAUAUCCGAAAAUCUGGGACGUGAUUAUAAAAAAUUCUGUCGGCGGCUUGGUUUCAAAGACGUUCAAAUUGAACAAGUGGAACUGGACUUUAAAGAUGAAGGACAUUAUGAAGUUACGUACCAACUUCUCAGAAAACUGAAACAACUGGGCAAAGACAAGCUUCAGACUGUGGUUGAUACUCUCCUGAGUAUAGAUAGGGGUGACAUUGUGGAUGAGUUGAAUAUUACAUGAAUUGUAUUCCAUAUAUUUAGAUCAUGAAGAAAUGAAAUAGAUUACUAGUAUGAUUGUAUAUACAUGUUGUAAUUUAUAAACUGUACAUUUUAUAUGAAAAAUAAAAUUAUAGGUAAUAAAGGAAAGAUAUUUCAAAAAAA